UCCACGGAUAUCGUUUACACCCUUAAAUUUAAUGAUAAAAUGUGGGCAAACUGCUUUACAUUAAUCAAUUGAGAAAAACCCGGAUAACUUACCGUGUCAGGUUACACUGCCAUGAGGAUGAACCGACAUUCAGGAGCAGGGGACAUGGGAUCUCCUUUAAAACACUUUACGAAUGCAAAGAAAAAAAUCAAUGUUUUGUUUUCUGACAUCCAGACUUACAUUGAAGAGUUUGGAGAAUUCAUUGAUGAUAUUGGAAACAGUGAUGAAAAUAUAAUUAUUGAAGAGGAACUAGAAGAUGAUGUUCUUGCAGCCUUGGAGAAAAUAAAUGGAAUAAAAGAUAUGUUAACCAGAAAUCAUAUGAAGGUUGUUUUCUUUGGUCGAACAAGUAAUGGCAAAAGUUCUGUUGUGAAUGCAAUGUUAUGGGACAGAAUACUUCCAACUGGUAUUGGGCAUACUACCAAUUGCUUUUUGUCAGUUGCUGGUUGUAGUGAUGAAGGAAGUACAUCUACUGACUCUGAUGAGGGUGCUUAUUUAUUGUGCAAUGGCUCAGAAGAGAAACGAAGUAUUAAAAGUGUAACGCAGCUCAGUCAUGCUUUGAGCGAAGAAAGUAUGUCACCUGAUAGUCUUAUACAGGUGUUCUGGCCAAAAAGCAAAUGUGCAUUGCUAAAGGAUGAUGUUGUGUUAGUGGAUAGUCCUGGCAUUGAUGUUAGCCAUGACCUUGACCAAUGGAUUGAUAAAUAUUGCUUGGAUGCCGAUGUUUUUAUUCUUGUUGCAAAUGCUGAAUCAACUUUAAUGCAAGCAGAAAAGAAGUUUUUCCAUCGGGUUAAUGAGAAAUUGUCCAAACCAAACAUCUUUAUCUUAAACAACAGAUGGGACGCAUCUGCAUCGGAACCAGAACUCAUGGAGCAGGUCCGUCAGCAGCAUUUGGAAAGAGGGAUUUCGUUUCUGGCCGAUGAACUGAAAGUAAUAUCUAAGUCACAAGCAAAGGACCGAGUUUUCUUUGUUUCAGCAAAAGAAACACUGCAAUCCAGAAUGCCAAAGGUCCCAGGAAAAGCUGAUAGUCCUGUGUACAUGGCUGAUGGACACCAAGUACGUCUGAUGGAGUUUGCGCGAUUCGAACGCGAGUUUGAGGAAUGCAUUUCACGCUCUGCAACUCGAACAAAGUUUGAAUACCACACUCAAAGGGCAAGCAAGAUAAUUGACCAACUGCAUUCUAAAGCUGAAUGGCUUUAUACAAAAGCAACAGAAUUAAUGAAUGAAUGCAGAGACAGAAGAGUGUUCUUGCUACAAAGACUUGAAUAUAUAGACAACCAGAUGAAGUUGGUAACCCAACGAUCAAAAGAUGGCAUUGUUGCAUUGGCCAAUGAAGCAGAACGACAAGUCCGAGUUGCUAUGAGCGACGAGAUAAGACGCUUACCGCUUCUCGUGGAUGAAUUUCAGCGACCUUUUCACCCCAACCCGAUGGUGUUGCGUGUUUAUAAAGCUGAGUUAUACCGCCAUAUUGAAGAAGGUUUGGGCCGUAACUUACAUGCUCGCUGUAGUGGUGCUCUGCAGAAACAAAUCGACAAAAACCGCAAUGUUAUGAUCGAUUCAAUCCAACCGCUAUUGAUGACAUCACCACAUGGAAGUCAAGAUAAUGGAGAUUCAAGUUCUGUCGAUUUUGUUCAUACUGAAGAACCAGCUUCAAAGUUUAAAUUAAUGAGAUCCAAUUCCAUCCAGCCAAGUUUUGACAUGUCGUAUGAUAUUGAUUGCACAAGUUUGUGCUCCGACUUCCAGGAAGAUAUUGAUUUUAAAUUCUCACUCGGUUUCUCACAACUUAUCGCAAGGUUUGUCGGCCCGAAAGAAGCUCGUCGUUCAAGAUUUGGUGGAAUAUCAAAUGAUGUGGUGUCCAUACCACCAACACCCAACAGUGGUAAUGCUGUGGCCGAUCAAGAAGGAAGAGCACACCAGGUCGCUACCCAAGAUUUUCUGUGGUCGCUUGCAUCGGGCUACUUCCAGUAUACUCAAUCACAUUCCACUGUGUUUGUUGUUUGCUUGGGUAUGCUUCCAUAUGUGUUUUGGAGGUCAAUAGGUUGGAGAGUGGUUGCUUUCUCUGCUGUGUCAUAUUUUGCUUUGUAUGGUUAUGAACGGAUAACAUGGUCCUCACGUGCAAAGGAAAAAGCAUUGAAGAGACAAUUUGUGGAACAUGCAACGGAUAAACUCAACUUAAUCAUCAGUUUUACAAGUUCCAAUUGUUCUCACCAGGUACAGCAGGAACUUUCUGGCACUUUCUCACGACUCUGUUGUGAAAUUGAAGAAGUUCGAAAGGAAAUCGAGCAGGAAUCCGAAGACUUACUUCACCGCUGCAAUCAUCUUACACAGGCACAAACUCAAUCAAAAACACUUCGUAACAAGGCUGGUUGGUUGGCAGCAGAGUUGGAAUCCUUUGCCAAGACCUACCUUACACCCCCACCCACUUUCAAUGGUGGUACAUCAUAAUUGCUCAAUGGUGGUACAUCAUAAUGGUGAUUGCUCUUCAAAAGUUGUGCUUUUUGCUUGUUUAUUAUAUGAUAUAUAACAUGAAUUGCACAGUGUAAAGCAAUUAUUGAAUGUUCUGCUGCGGUUACAGUUAAAAGUAUAAAUAAAAGUGUUGCAAUUUCUUUAAGCUAUGUACCACUGUUUGCAACUAAUUAUUCCGAUAUGUGGCAUGUAUUUAACCCACACAACUUAAUUAUUUUAGGAUUUAAAUUAAAUGUACAUUUAAUUGGUGCCCUACACUUGCUGUUACUUUUUUUUGAUUUCCUACACAUACAUACGUUGUGCAGUGUUAUACAAUGUUUUAUGUGAAACACA
This is a messenger RNA of Ciona intestinalis (vase tunicate), 2832 nucleotides long. The record is from RefSeq and is a predicted model, not a curated record. NCBI's taxonomy places the organism in Eukaryota, Metazoa, Chordata, Ascidiacea, Phlebobranchia, Cionidae.